AUGCCUCCUAACGCGGACAGUGAGGCAGGUUUUUAUGAAGAAGAUGGAGAUGUGAAGGACAGUGAGACAGGUCGUUAUAAAGAAGGAGGAGAUGUGAAGGACAAUGAGACAGGUCGUUAUGAAGAAGGUGGAGAUGUGAAGGACAGUCAGAUAGGUUGUUAUGAAGAAGGUGGAGAUGUGGAGGAGAGUGAGAUAGAAGAUGGAGAUGUGAAGGACAGUGACAGAGGUUGUUAUGAAGAAGGUGGAGAUGUGGAGCAAAAUGAGGCAGGUUUUUAUGAAGAAAGUGGAGAUGUGAAGGACAGUGAGGCAGGUUUUUAUAAAGAAGGUGGAGAUGUGAAGGACAGUGAGGCAGGUUUUUAUGAAGAAGGUGGAGAUGUGGAGGAGUGUGAGAUAGGUCGUUAUGAAGACGAUGGAGAUGCGGACGACAGUGAGAUAGGUUUUUAUGAAGAAGGUGGCGAUGUGAAGGACAGUGAGGCAGGUUUUUAUGAAAACCAGCCUCACAGAAUCCACAUGGAAGCGUAA
This is a messenger RNA of Angiostrongylus costaricensis, 522 nucleotides long. Lineage: Eukaryota; Metazoa; Nematoda; Chromadorea; Rhabditida; Metastrongylidae. The record is from the annotation of a GenBank genome assembly.